Molecule: messenger RNA, 1339 nt
Organism: Jaculus jaculus (lesser Egyptian jerboa)
Lineage: Eukaryota; Metazoa; Chordata; Mammalia; Rodentia; Dipodidae
Gene: Rgs2
Product: regulator of G protein signaling 2
Exons: 5
Coding region: 34-675 (213 amino acids)
Source: RefSeq, a predicted model, not a curated record
CUGGCGUCCCACAGCUGCGGUGUUCCCUCGCCAAUGAGAAUGCAAAGUGCCAUGUUCCUGGCCGUCCAGCACGACUGCGCACCCAUGGACAAGAGCGCGGGCAGCGGUCCCAAGGCCGAGGAGAAGCGCGAGAAGAUGAAGCGCACGAUUUUAAAAGAUUGGAAGACCCGUUUGAGCUACUUCUUGCAAAACUCCUCCACUCCUGGGAAACUCAAAACUGGCAAGAAAAGCAAACAGCAAACUUUCAUCAAGCCUUCUCCUGAAGAAGCUCUGCUGUGGUCAGAAGCCUUUGACGAGCUGCUGGCCAGUAAAUAUGGUCUUGCUGCAUUCAGGGCUUUUUUAAAAUCUGAGUUCUGUGAAGAAAAUAUUGAAUUCUGGUUGGCUUGUGAAGACUUUAAAAAGACCAAAUCACCCCAAAAGCUAUCAUCAAAAGCCAGGAAAAUAUAUACUGACUUCAUAGAAAAGGAAGCUCCCAAAGAGAUAAACAUAGACUUUCAAACCAAAACUCUGAUUGCCCAGAAUAUCCAAGAAGUGACAAGUGGCUGCUUCACAACUGCUCAGAAAAGAGUGUACAGCUUGAUGGAGAACAACUCUUACCCUCGUUUCUUGGAGUCAGAAUUCUACCAGGAGUUGUGUAAAAAGCCACAGAUCACCAUGGAGCCCCAUGCAACAUGAGAUGAGGGAACGCAAAAUAGAGGACAUUUCAUUCUCCCAAGAGGGAAGGCUGUGACCUGCCAAAAAGACUGACCUUGAAUUCAGCCUGGGUGUUGGGGAAACAUCACUCAGAACUAUUGAUUCAAAGUUGGCUAGUGAAUCAGGAAGCCAAGGAUGGAAGGAGAAGCCAUGUCAGAAGAGCUUCCCCUAGUGUGUGAAGGACGUAGGGAGUGGACAGUGGUCUGAACGAGCUGUCCCUCACUGUAAGAGCAGGAGUGUAAGACGAAAGAUACAAUGUAAUACUGUUGGUCCAAAAGUAUUUACAAUCAAUAGAUCUGGGAUUAUGUGGCCUUAGCGAGCUGGCUGUACAUCUUUCCCUAAAUCAGUCCAUGUUACCAACUAGUGGUUUUAGCUCUAGUUUUAGUUUUUAGUACUAACUAACGUUAAAAUGUUUACUGUGUGCAAGGGUAUUGAAGUUCUUAGGAUUUCAAAUCAUUAGAACUAUUGUCUCGUGUCAUUGAAAUGGAAAAGGUCUGUCUGAAUUGUGAAAUGGAAUGAGUGAGGUUGUGUAGAAAACCAGUGUAUGUUAAGCGUGCCAAAAACUGUCUUGCAGGCAGCUAAACUUUGAAAUGGUCUUUGAAUUCUUUUAAUAAAUUUAUUUUGAUAAAUAAUGUCAUUCAUUGAA